Messenger RNA from Oppiella nova, 790 nucleotides. NCBI's taxonomy places the organism in Eukaryota, Metazoa, Arthropoda, Arachnida, Sarcoptiformes, Oppiidae. The record is from the annotation of a GenBank genome assembly.
CAUAGACUAAAACACCUAUUUAUUAAUAAUUUAAAUAAUAAAUUAAUAUCUUGAGUAUAAGACUAGUACAACAUUGGGUUUGUGUUAUAGUGAAUGAGAGCAAAAUGUUUAAAAUAUUUAAUUCAAAACCCAAGAAACGAGUGCCACAGGGGCCGAGUCCUGGUGAGGCUAUUCAGAGAAUCCGAACCGUAGAGGAAAUGAUGAACAAAAAGCAAGAAUUUCUUGAGAAGAAGAUUGAGACAGAAGUGGAGAUAAUCCGGAAGAAUGGGAUGAAGAACAAGAAGGUGUCGAUGGCUGCGCUCAAGAGGAAGAAGCGAUUGGAGAGUCAGUUGCAGCAAAUCGAUGGCACUCUAACCACUCUGGAGUCGCAGCGAAUAUCACUGGAAAACGCUCACACCAAUGUCGAAGUGCUUCAGUCCAUGAAAUACGGCGCCGACGCUCUCAAAGUGGCCCAAACCAGGAUCGGCGACGCGGAUCGGGUGCAGGACGUCAUGGACGACAUCCGAGAGCAGCAGGAGUUGGCCCAAGAGAUCAGUGACAUCAUCUCCAAUCCCGUUGGCUUUGGGCACGACGUCGGCGAUGAGGACGAACUGCUCCAAGAAUUGGAAGAACUCGAACAGCAAGAGCUCGACCAUCAACUCCUUAAUACUGAUCACUUGCCUUCAGUGCCCACCGCACAACCCAUGGCCUCCCUUUCCAAGAUCAAAAGCAAAGGCAAAUCGAAAGAAAGUGAUGAUAUGGACAACACUUUGAAGGAAUUGGCCGAUUGGGGCAUUUAAGGGUAUAUGUC